AUGAACCCAGCCAACACCAAUAUCCUCUAUGGUCGCCAGUUCGCCGAGCUGUUCUUCACCCCGAUCAACGACGAAGAUUCUAUAAGUGCGGCUGCGCACUUAGAGUUUACGAUCUUUGUGUUGGACCAUCCAUUCAACCUCUUCGUGUCCGACCUUCUGUCCAACCAUGAUGUUGUGAUCCAAAAGGUGAACAUCUUGAUGCGUAAGCUACGCAACAUCCUUCCCGUAGCACGCCUACGUCGUCUCACACCCCUCCAGGCCAAGACGCUCAACGCUACGCGCUGGACAUCGGCGUUCAGCAUGUUGACUGGCUACUCUGCUAUCAAGACGUACAUUGGCCAGAUGGGUGACAAAGAGCGCCGGUUGGGCGACAUUGUCCAUUACCAUGGUUUCGAGUCUAGUGAGCGCCUGUUGGGCGACAUUGUCCAUUGUCAUGGUUUCGAGUCUAGUGUCGUGAAGAUCCUCCGUGGAAAUGAAGAGGGAAUGUCGGCCACCGAGGUAGUGGCCGUCCAGCCAUUGGCAUGUAGCACAGCGAAUCAAGUCGCGGUGGCUCAGCCCACUUUGUCUUGGCCGCGCGUUGAAGAAGCAACGCGUUGGUCGAGUUGA
Molecule: messenger RNA, 606 nt
Organism: Aphanomyces astaci
Lineage: Eukaryota; Oomycota; Saprolegniomycetes; Saprolegniales; Verrucalvaceae
Exons: 4
Coding region: 1-606 (201 amino acids)
Source: RefSeq, a predicted model, not a curated record